AUGGAUGAGUUGCAGCGAACGGUGCUUGCACUACAGACCAGGUCUGACGAGCUGGUGCUGCAGUUGCGCUCCAGCGUGGUCGAGUGCGAACGCGUGGGUCGGGCAGAAAUCUGCGGCUGCGCAGUUCGAGCAGCACUUGCAGAAGGUAUCUGCGACGGAGCAAUGUGUGAAGCUCGUCGUUGGGAAUUCUACGCGUUGCUCAUGCAACUGACGUCACUGCGGGUGCGGGUAGAACACAUUAGCGGGACAGUAAGGGGUAUGCUCCGUAGGGGAGAAUGGAAUUUACAGGCUGUCAGAAAACAAUUUGAGAUGCUAGAUGCCUUAUCUGACGAACUUGAUGGUCUUGUGAUGGGCAGUACUCCCUGCAGUGGACUCGAGCCGCAAGGACACCAAUUGGAAUAUUUGGAACUCAAACAGUUGGAGUUAUUGCGGCUUUCGGCUUUCAGUAGCCGUUCAGAGUUAGUGUCGAACAGAGGGGACCACCAGGCGGUACUUCGCGGAGAGACCGAUCGUGCACGUGGUACACGAAUCCGUGAAAUCGCAGGAGACGGCAGAAAGUUGCAGAAUAGUCGAGCUCCGGAACUCGUACCUGGAAGAGUCAUCCCGUCCAAUACUUCAUAUGAUUCAUCUAGUUUAUUCCGCCGAAGUUUAGACGGUCAUCUCAGUGAGCUGUUUGAUAUUAGCUAUCAUUCAGAUGAGGAAACCGUGGUGUCAAUAAACCAACAGCAUUUGGGGGAUCUCUCUUCUGUAAUAAGUCCUAAGGAGCGAAAUACAACCUAUCCAAAAACACAGGAUCUUUCAAUUGGGGGGCAGAAUUUCCCGCCUUUCAGGGACCAGUAUCCAAUAACUACUAGUUCCGCCGCUACAUCCAACUCUACUGCAGCUGUGACAUACUGUAGUGUGCAGUCGUCCUUCGGCGAAAAUUCGAGGUUGGAUAAACUCAGCGUUACGCAUGGAUUUUUGAAAUCACUUGCUGGUCACGCCAUGGAUGAUAGGCAGAAAGGUAGCGCUAGAUUCAUGAAUGGCCAGUUUAUACCCAAUAUUUCCCACUUCUUUAGGCGGUGGAAGAUUUUUAGUCACCAAUCCAUGAAUGUAUCAGAACCUUGUACUACCCAGCCAUUUGCUUCUGUCGACAAGUCGGACAUUAGAAGUUUGCACAAUCAAGAUAUGGCAUCACAGGACUCUACUCGUAAGUUUUCCACUGUGACUGAAGAUAGUUUUUGCUCAGAAGAUGCAUAUUCAGGUCCGUCGAUUAAAGUAACUAUGACUCCGGUGCUAUAUGAAUAUUUGAAAGAAGCCUUAGAGACGGAACUGCGUUUCAAUUAA
Molecule: messenger RNA, 1326 nt
Organism: Eremothecium gossypii ATCC 10895
Lineage: Eukaryota; Fungi; Ascomycota; Saccharomycetes; Saccharomycetales; Saccharomycetaceae
Product: AFR746Cp
Exons: 1
Coding region: 1-1326 (441 amino acids)
Source: RefSeq, marked provisional